AUUCAGUGCAGAAGAAGAAGAAUGGACUCGCGAUAAAAAAAUGGCGACGUCCAUGCGAGCAGCGCACGAGCUGCAAACCAGAACCCGGACCGAUGAUGUACAGAGUAACGGCGGGGUCGAGUUCAGCUCUUUAUUGCUCUCCAAACCUGUGCUCGAGGGGUUAGCCGCCUCUGGCUUUCAAAAACCAUCUCCAAUUCAACUGAAAGCAAUCCCACUGGGAAGAUGUGGGCUAGAUCUCAUUGUUCAAGCUAAAUCUGGCACAGGGAAGACAUGCGUGUUCACUACGAUUGCGUUGGACACCCUAAUACUGCAGAAUACAGUCACACAGGUGCUGGUUUUGGCCCCCACAAGGGAGAUUGCUGUGCAGAUCCAUUCUGUUGUCAUGGCAAUAGGCAGUGCUAUGGAGGGAUUAGAGUGUCAUGUGUUCAUUGGGGGACGGCCUGUCAGUCAAGAUAAACUCCACCUAAAGAAAUGCCACAUUGCUAUCGGCUCACCAGGCCGUAUUAAGCAGCUAAUUGAGAUGGAAGCCCUAAUUACAUCCUCCAUUCGUCUGUUUGUUUUGGAUGAGGCUGAUAAACUGCUAGAGGAUGACAGCAGCAGCAGCUUUCAAGAGCAAAUCAACUGGAUUUUCUCCUCGCUACCCACAAAUAAACAAAUGCUGGCGCUCUCUGCCACCUACCCAGAAUCCUUAGCGCAAUACCUAUCAAGAUACAUGAGAGAGCCUACAUUUGUGCGACUCAACCCAACAGAUCCUGGACUCCUUGGGCUUAAGCAGUACUAUAAGAUAGUGCCCUCUCAUUCAUUGCCUCAUAAAAUCUUUGAGGAGAAGCUUCAGUGUCUUCUUGAACUCUUCAGUAAAAUCCCAUUUAACCAAGCGUUGGUGUUCUCUAAUCUCCAUAGCAGAGCUCAGCACCUUGCUGACAUCCUCUCAUCUAAAGGUCUUCCUGCAGUCUGCAUCUCGGGUGGUUUAAGUCAGGAUCAGAGGUUAGAGGCGAUGUGGAAGCUGAAGCAAUAUCAGUGUCGAGUUUUAAUAUCAACAGAUCUGACGUCACGUGGUAUUGAUGCCGAAAAGGUGAAUUUGGUGAUCAAUCUGGAUGUUCCUCAGGACUGGGAGACGUACAUGCACCGCAUCGGUCGUGCUGGAAGAUUUGGUACUUUGGGGGUUGCCGUGACCUACUGCUGCCAUGGAGAGGAAGAGAAUAAGAUGAUGGCCAUUGCUCAGAAAUGCUCCCUAAAUCUAACUCAUUUACCAGAUCCAAUCCCGCCUGGGAUCAUGGAAGAGACUUGUGACUGGGACGUGAUCAUUGAGCCCCCUUCCAAACCUCCUCAGAAGUUUCCUGCCGCCCCCAAACCAGAGAAAAAGAAACGGGUUAAAUCAGAACCCACAUCAAAUAAAUCUUCAAAGGCAUCUGAAAUCUCACAGGUCAACCAAAGACCAUGUGAUAAACCUUACAGUGGUGCUGAAUCCAAGGCUAAAAGUCCCUCUCCCAGACCUGCAAGGCAAAGACCAUCGUCAUCAAACCUUAAACCUCACUCGACUGCCAUCCAAGCAGAGCAGAGUGAUCCCAUUCCCAAAAUUCCUUCACUGCCGUCCUUUAAAUCACGGGCACGAAGGCUUACGACCUUCAGUGAGGCUGAGGCGGAUUACGAGAGCUUCAUAACAGAAGGUCCGGGACGAUCUGUAGAAAUCAUUCACCAGUAUGAAGGUAGCAUCAGAAGUCAGGACACAUUUAAUGGCCUGCAAAACAGCCAAGAUGACCAUCAUAACGAGGAUAAAACUGAAGCUAAUAAAUCCCAUCUUCAAGAUGUGUCACACUCCCAUCUAGAUCUUCCUCUACAACAGGAAGUUUCAGAGCCAACCUCUGGCUCAAAGACUUCAGACAUUUCUCCAUCAUCUGAUGAUGGUGAUUCUUCUUCCGAGUCCAAGAUGGAGGUAGAGAGUGAAUCAAACUCUUCACUUCCCAGACAACACAAACAUCACACACAUGUUCCUCCAGACAAGGACGUUUCGCAUGUACACAUUCCAGUGGGCAUCAAUGUAAACCAGCGGGAUAAGUCAUCUUUACCUGCAGCCAGAGAACCAAGACAUGGCAGAAACAAACAGUCACACAAUAAUCCUCCUCAAUACAAAGGUCAUCCAGCCUUUAAAUCCAACAAAAAGUCUACGACAACAGGGCAGAGGCGGAAAAAAGAGAAAACUGAUGAUUUGGAGGAGGAAGUUGCAGAGCAGGAGGAUUGGAAUGCAUACAGGGCCUGGGUCGAUUAUUACAAUUCAUAUUACUACCAAUCACAAUUUAACUGGAUGAGAGCGUAUUACACAAAUUCCAUCUAUAUGAUGGAAAUGAUGAAACGUUAAACAGAAACGAAUGACUUUGUCAUGUAUAGAACCUAUCUAUGUAUCCAUUGACAUUCACUGCUGUUAAUGCCUCUAUUAUUGGGGUAUAAAUGUUGUUACUCUGUGCAUAUUUGCCUUUAAUGGGCUUCUUUAAUUGCAAUUCGUUUACAGUGCUUAAGGUUUAAUGAUCUUCACUGUAUUUAGUUCUUUAAUAAAAAUGAGAUUCUAGAGAUGGAGAUUGAAAA
Messenger RNA from Misgurnus anguillicaudatus (oriental weatherfish), 2580 nucleotides. It is a transcript of the gene ddx20, whose product is annotated as DEAD (Asp-Glu-Ala-Asp) box polypeptide 20. NCBI's taxonomy places the organism in Eukaryota, Metazoa, Chordata, Actinopteri, Cypriniformes, Cobitidae. Gene Ontology annotation, molecular function: nucleic acid binding; RNA helicase activity; ATP binding. The record is from RefSeq and is a predicted model, not a curated record.